AAAGCCAAGUAAGUUACAAUCUUUUUGUUUCUUGUAGAGCUCAAAAUGGAGAAUUUCGUAGACGUGGGAUUUUUUCAAAACAACGAUUGCUUUUUGGUUAAACAUUUAUACAUAUUAUACUCUUUAUGUGGGGCAUACUGUUACGAAAAAUACGUACGAUUCAAAUUCAGAUGUUUUAUAAUAAUUUUAUUAUGUUACGCAUAUUUUCGUUGCACCGCACCCCAAAUCAAAGUAAUAAUAUUGCACGCUCAACUUCAACACGUUUUUCAAGCAUCAGGACAACUUAUUUACAUUAACUUCGUGUUAGCAAUGCUCUGCACGCUUUACUGGAAGAGAAAAGAAUUCCACCGACUGUUCGAUCUACUCAAAGAAAAACGCGAUAAUUUGGUGGUUACAUUUGACUCGGAAAAUCAAGAACAAGACCAUUACCUCAAAGAAACAAACAUCUCGAAAAUUCAUUUCACAGUAUACUUCACUCUGAUAGCAAUUUAUCUGGUGGUCUAUUUUGGAAAACUGUUCGAUAUUUUGAUUCGUGAGGGUGGUAAAACAUCGCUUCAAAUAGAUCCUCAAUUCGAUUUUUUCAUACCGUUCUUUUGCGAUGAUUGCAAUACCUGGUCAAGUUACUUUCUCGCAUUUAAUUUCUCAUACAUUUGUGGAGCUGUCUCGGGCACGAUAUUUGUCGCCAUAUUGUUUCUGCUACACGUACUUUUGAUUCAUUUGGAAAAUCGAGCCGGUGUUUUACAAAACGAUAUCAGAUAUCAUUCACAUUCCAUGAUGGCAAAGUUGGAAGAAUAUAGUAGAGACGAAGACGAUGAGAUGAAGAAAAAACGUCCAAAUACUUUAAAAUUGACGAGUAUCAAGCAACAACGAGACGAGCACAUUGAGGAGUAUAUGGUAAAAGUGGUGCAAUGGAUCAAGAUGCAUCAACAUUUGAUGAGAUUAAUAAAGCAGUACCAAAAGUGCGCAGAAAGUGUUUCUGGGUUGGUAACCGGCAAUUCUUUGUUUUCAAUCAUUUUCUUUGGCUACUUCGUGAUAAGUUUCGUAAUGGAUCAAGAUGAUUUAGCACCUCUGUAUUUGCCAUACGGGAUGAUACAUUUUACUAUUUUGCUGAUAUGUUGCAAUAUAGGCAGCUCAUUGAACGAUCUGAGCGAUAUCGUUUCAAACGCAGUCUAUUCAAUGCCUUGGUAUUAUUUUCCAGUCAAAGACCAGAAAACCAUACUGAAUUUCUUGGCUUUGUCUCAACCAACACAGCAUUUGAAUGUUUUUGGAUUUCUGUCGCUAAACUUGGAAAUGUUUCCUCAUAUUUUGAAUGAUGUGUACGGUCACAUGCAAACGCUCAGACUGCUCGUGAAUAGACACAGAAAUUAAAAUUUUUAUUUGAAGAGAUUCACGCAUCAAACACCCAAUUAUUGUAACACUAUUAUAAUUUUUUUCGUUAUUGAGUAUAGUUAAGUAAGUACGGUAAGUGCAUAUUUAUAAAUUAGUUAAAUCUAACCAAACACCCAAUAUUAUUAUAGCACCAUUAUAACUUUUUUUUGUUACGUAUUAA
Molecule: messenger RNA, 1549 nt
Organism: Planococcus citri (citrus mealybug)
Lineage: Eukaryota; Metazoa; Arthropoda; Insecta; Hemiptera; Pseudococcidae
Exons: 4
Coding region: 46-1368 (440 amino acids)
Biological process (GO): detection of chemical stimulus involved in sensory perception of smell; sensory perception of smell
Cellular component (GO): plasma membrane
Molecular function (GO): olfactory receptor activity; odorant binding
Source: RefSeq, a predicted model, not a curated record